Messenger RNA from Melampsora larici-populina 98AG31, 696 nucleotides. RefSeq lists its product as uncharacterized. The coding region runs from base 31 to 327 and encodes 98 amino acids. The transcript has 3 exons. Gene Ontology annotation, cellular component: EMC complex. Gene Ontology annotation, biological process: protein folding in endoplasmic reticulum. The record is from RefSeq and is a predicted model, not a curated record. NCBI's taxonomy places the organism in Eukaryota, Fungi, Basidiomycota, Pucciniomycetes, Pucciniales, Melampsoraceae.
UCAAAAGAAGAUAUAGAAGAACAAUUGAUAAUGUAUAGUCCUGUUAUCGACUUGGACCCAAAGAGUGUGAUCACUGGUUCUCGAUCAACGAUCGGAUUGAAAAAGAUCUUUAGUUUUCCAACUGAAUUUGAAUCUACAUCAACGGUGAUUGGAAUCGGAUUAGAUUUAUUUAGUUCUGUAGUUUCACCUUCAAGAAGAUUUGAUCAAUUAGGAAUCGAAUUUAAUAAACUUCAAUUGAUUCUAACUACCAUUGGACUUUUGAUUGGUGUAUUAGGGCUAAAACCUAUUGUUAAAAAUAAACAUUUAAAAAGACAAUGGUAUAAUUGAAGUAAUGAAGAUAGAUAGAUAGGAUUUGAUGAAUCUUUUGUUGUUGUAAGAUUGAGUUAGUUGGAUAUCAUCAAUAUAUAUAUAUUUGAUUGGAUUCUUUCUUUUUGGUAUUUGAGUAGGAUAGAAUUCUUUUAAAACAAGUUGACUAUAUGUUUUUAAAGGGAUAUGGCAUCCUCUUGUGUGUGUUUUUGGGGAAGGCUAGUGGGUAUGGGUUUUUGAGUUUGAAGGAAACAGCAAACUUGAUGUAUAAUCUCAAUUUUGGAUCUUUGGUGAACUCAGAUUGAUAGGGAGAUAUUCAUUUGAUUGGUGCUGACAUUCUGACUGUGGCUUGUAUUUUGAUCUCUUCUAAUGAUAGCCUUGAUAAACAUG